AUGAGUAAAUUUGUGGAUCGAUUGAAAACAGUAGUUAAUACUGCACAAAGUGCUGUCAAUACUGCUAGAAAUGUUGUGGCUGAAAAUUUAAUGGGAAAUCCCGUCUGUCGUGAAUAUGAAAUUAUCAAGCAUGUAGCUAGUGCUGGGCCUUUACUCUCGUGGAAAAUUUAUGAUGGCAUCAAGAAAUCGACUAAACAGCCGGUUUCAGUAUUCAUCUUUGAAAAAAAAUCAUUGGAGAAAAUGCCUAAACGACAGAAAGAACAAAUUUUCGAUAUCUUAAAAGGAGGUUGCAAGCAGUUGACCAAGUUGAGGCAUCCUCGAUUCCUAACAAUAGAGCAUGGCGUCGAAGAGUCAAGGGAAUCACUAGCCUUUGCUACCGAACCUGUAUUUGCUAGUCUAGCAAACGUAUUUGGAGAACACCAUAAUAUGCCUCAGGAUCAUGAACUUAAGGACUACGAAUUAUAUGACGUAGAAAGGAAAUAUGGAAUUAUGCAGUUAUGUGAAGCACUAAGCUUUCUACACGAGAAAGCGUCCUUGAUACAUGGUAACGUAACACCAGAAUCAAUAGUAAUUAAUAAGAGUGGUGCAUGGAAACUAGCUGGAUUGUAUUUCACAGUUACAAAGGAUCAUCCACAAGGAAUUUGGGAAUCCAAAAAGCAUCCUUUGACGCGUCCCGAAUUAAAUUACCUUGCUCCAGAACGAAUUACCGGUGCCCCUGGUGAUAGUAAUCUAGUUGCUUCCGAUAUGUUCUCCUGUGGCGUACUUAUUCACGCACUUCAUAAUAAUGGCAAGCCAUUGUAUGAUUAUGGAGACAAUCUUACAUCAUAUCGACGUGUUAUGGAACAGAAUACUCAUAUGGCUAAACUAAAGAUACCCGGGUCUUUGGCUGAUCACUGUAGGGCAUUAGUAAAUAUAGCCCCAACAUCACGGAUGGACGCUGACGAUGUGAUCAAAACUAACUUUUUUGAAGACGUAGGCGCAAUUACGUUGCAAUACCUGGAUUCUUUAUUUCAGAAAGACAAUGUAGAAAAAUCGCGAUUCUUCAAACAUGUUCAUAAAGUUAUUAGUAAUCUUCCAAAGCGGGUAAUAGUGCAGCGUGUUCUAACUUGCCUUGUCACUGAAUUAACGAAUUCGGACAUGAUUCCGUUCGUUCUUCCAAAUAUCCUAUUAAUUGCUGAAGAUCUUAGUCAAGAAGAAUAUAUGUCUCUUAUUUUUCCUCAUAUCAAACCAUUGUUUGCAUUAGAAGAACCAGUUCAGAUCCUACUAAUUUUUAUGCAAAAAAUGGAGUUAAUUCUGAAAUUAACACCUACUGACGAGGUCAACUCAUUCGUCUUACCGUUACUGUACAGAGCAUUAGAAAGUAGCCAAUACGAAAUUCAGGAAAUAUGUUUAAGUAUACUUCCCAACCACACUGAAAAUAUUGAAUAUUCAUAUAUAAAAAAUAAUAUCAUUCCUAGAAUCAAAGCUCUGUGCCUGGAUACAACAGCAUUAUCGGUCCGUAUUAACUGUCUAGUAUGUCUUGGAAAGAUGUUGCCGAUCAUUGAUAAAUUAACGGUGAUGGACUUAAUCCUACCAAUGCUACAAGAAAUCCCAUCCCGGGAAGCUGGUGUAUUAAUGUCAAUACUGGGAAUUUAUAAAACUACCUUUGAGCAUAAACGCCUUGGAUUUGAUCUGGAACACUUAGCUCGCGUGGCCAUUCCAUUUCUGACACCGUUGUGCAUCGAAUCGUGUCUCAAUGCUAAUCAGUUUGGCCAGUAUAACAAUUUGUUAAAAGACAUGUUUGGACGCAUUGAAUCUGAGCAAUCUGCAAAAUUGAAGCAGCUUGGCGAAAUGCAGGAGGAAACUGCGUAA
Messenger RNA from Trichoplax adhaerens, 1851 nucleotides. RefSeq lists its product as uncharacterized. Gene Ontology annotation, molecular function: protein kinase activity; ATP binding. Gene Ontology annotation, biological process: protein phosphorylation. NCBI's taxonomy places the organism in Eukaryota, Metazoa, Placozoa, Uniplacotomia, Trichoplacea, Trichoplacidae. The record is from RefSeq and is a predicted model, not a curated record. The coding region runs from base 1 to 1851 and encodes 616 amino acids. The transcript is spliced from 14 exons.